CGCGCCGCCAGCGUCGGCGAGUCGUGCCCGGUAACGUUCCAAAUUCAAAUUUCGAUUCUAAAUUCGAAUAUAGUUUUUAAAAUUCGAAUACAGAAAACAAAUGAACAUCGAUGUUUGUUAGUGUUGUGAAUGUCCUAGGGUGGUGACAUGAUCGUGUAAGAACUUUAAAUAUAUUUAAGCUAUAAGUGGAACUAUGAAGUGAUAAAAACGAUAUUAAAGUGAAAUAUUGAAGUUAAAGACUGAAAUAAUCUCAAAAUGGCGACUGCGUCACAUAUAGGCGUCAAAGGCCUGGAAGGCCUCCACAGCGUGACGAUCAGACAGAAAGUGACAGGCUUUUCAAACAACAAGUACGUGGUGUUGGCGCCAGAUGGCGCUGUCAUUCUGUACGCUAAGGAAAACUCAGGCGCACUCAACCGGCUGUGGGGGAAGGAUCGUGCGUUUGAGAUUAAUAUCUAUGAUACUCAGGAUAAAGAGGUGGUCCGCCUGCGCCGACCUUACACCUUCGGUCCUGACAAGAUGGACGUGACCUUGUGCGGCAGUCUCGUCAGCGUGGUCCGUCAGGAGGUCACCUUCUUCAAGCCAGUCCUUAACAUUAACGAUGCCAAUGACCGCCCUAUGCUGAGGGUAAAGGGCCCUAUGGCUACUACUGGAGACGCGGAUUUCAAAUUGUACAACUCUAAGAAGCAGCAAGUGGGCGUGAUCGCCAAGCGCUGGGGAGGGCUGGCGAGGGAACUCUUCUCCGACGCUGAUCACUUCGAAAUCACCUUCCCUGCUGACGCUACCGUUGGAGUCAAAGCUGCCAUCAUUGGCACUUGCUUCCUCAUAGAUUUCCUGCACUACGAAAACUGAUCGGAGAAGCUGCAAAUGUUAUCUUUCAUGUCGUAUAAAAGCAUUUAAAAUUAAGAUAAGCCGCACUUGUGCAUCGAAAUAUUAUAUACGUACUGUUUUCAGAAUAAACAAUUUUAACGAUUA
Messenger RNA from Leguminivora glycinivorella, 972 nucleotides. RefSeq names its product phospholipid scramblase 3-like. Gene Ontology annotation, molecular function: phospholipid scramblase activity. The record is from RefSeq and is a predicted model, not a curated record. Lineage: Eukaryota; Metazoa; Arthropoda; Insecta; Lepidoptera; Tortricidae. Gene Ontology annotation, cellular component: plasma membrane. Gene Ontology annotation, biological process: plasma membrane phospholipid scrambling.